Molecule: messenger RNA, 2778 nt
Organism: Colletotrichum orchidophilum
Lineage: Eukaryota; Fungi; Ascomycota; Sordariomycetes; Glomerellales; Glomerellaceae
Exons: 5
Coding region: 1-2778 (925 amino acids)
Source: RefSeq, a predicted model, not a curated record
AUGGAGAUGUUGCAAUGUGCUUUGCGGGUCAUUCGAAAGCGUUACCCGCUCGCCUCCCUUCAAGAGGCAGGGGAGGCAAUCAAAGAAUAUCCGCCACGGGAAGCCGGCGAGCAAACAGAAGUGCCGCUGCAUGUCACCGGCGAAUGGAUCAAGUUGAUGGGGAUUGUAGCUUGCUCUACCAAUACCACGGAACAAAGGGUGUCGUCGUCGUUGUGGCUCUUUGCCAGAGGCGACCAAGCAGAAGUCGACGUGAUCGCGGAGUACCUCGGUUUAUUGCGAUUGUCUUAUCCGUCUCUUCGCUACAGUGAUCCUGUCAUGUUCACUUCUGACAGUACAGAAACAGCUGAGAGGCUCUACGGUACUUUAGACGCCACCACACUGAUCCCAUGCAACUACGACGGGGCGUGGUUUGCGGCCGUUUCCUAUGCAGAUUGCGUGCAGCUAUACGGAGUACAGGCUGGACGCAGCUCGGAACUGGAGCAACAGGUCCAGGGCUUCUUUCCUGGCCGUACGAUCUGUUUCUCCGAGCCACUUGUCACGACGUCGGUCGAGGCCACCGGAGCUUUGAUGUUAUUGAGCCUGCGGAUGCUGGCCGGCGGAGGUGUGCCUACACUGUGUACAGACACCGCAUUCCUUCAAAAUUCGCGAGCACGAAUAUUCAUAGAGCUUUUGACCGGAACCCUAGAUGCGAAGGAUUCUGAUGUUUCCGAGCGGCUCCAGCAAGCGCAGAUAGAGGAUUCUACCUUUUUUGACGCAGCAUUCAUACACGAAGACAGUUCGCCUUCGCCAGUCGGCUCAACCUUCACAGCGGAUAUAGGGAAUCGCGUCGGUUCAUUUGCGUUCGGUGCCUCCCCCUCGUCACCUCGGUUGUUUUCGCCCGCCGGAGGAAAGUCUCCAUCAACAGGACGAGGUUCAAGCGAGACUACUCAUGCGUCGCCCGAGGCCCCGCACCAUCCAUUAUUGCUCUCGCGCGCGGCCGGCCCUUCUCCUAAGGUCACCAAACUGCGUAGUGGUCUUGUUUUUGGCACGGGGAUGCGUGGAAUGUCGCCCCCCGUGCCGCCCCCCUCGCCGCCUCCUAUGUCCGAGGAGUGCAGAAUGAUUCUCAAUAUGCUGAGCGAGGCCGUGGCCUUUUACCGAAGCUCUCGCUCGUCGGGGAGCACCGAAUUGGCAGUGAUGUGGUCUGCUCUCAAGAAUGGCUCCAAGAGCGAGUUCUACCGCCGUUACAUUGGUUUGCUGUUCUACAAGGAGAUGACCCGCCUCGGCAGCGAUCAAGAGGUUGCUCUGCGUUUGAAGACCAGCAUCACCAAGCGCGAGCUGAGAGAGAUGAGGCGUCACCAGUCGGACUUUCAGAUCUGGCACGACAUCUGUGAUUUGCGCCAUGACUGGAGGUCGGGUCGAUACGCGCUUCUUUGUGCGCUGCCGGAAAGCUUCCAGGCAGGGCGAGCAUACCAAGACAUGUCGGAGCCGGAGUUUGAUGCUUACUUGAGCCUCAGUCCCCGGCCAGUCAUACCGAUAUCAAGAUGGGGACCCUUCAUACUCGCGUUGACCGUCAGGAUUCUGCAGGACGAAGCGAAUGAGAAAAAGGGCAUAGUGCAGAUUCUGCGCUUCGUUCAGGUUCCUGAUGUGGUCGGGUCUAUCGCCACAGCGGUGCAAAGUGCGGCUGCCAGCGUGGUGACUGCCGCGGUCGCAUCAGGCGAGUCUCUGGUCGCCGCAAGUCUGCCGUCUAGCGUGUCAGUGGGCACCAAGUACGCAUGCCUGGCUUCAGAAUGCGCCGCGAUUCCUGGCCAUGCCUUUCGUCUGCUGCAGGACCUGGCCCCACUUAUCCCUUCGCCCGAGGGUAUCGGGAAGCUGCAGGAGCUGGUAGAUAGAUGCCCAAACCUGGAGACCGUUCUGUUCGCCGGGCUCGGCUUGGUUCUGGUGUCGACUACACUACUACUUGCCGGCCUCAAGUUCAGGCUGCUCCGCUUCGUCUCGCUUGGGCUGGACGGUGUCGCUGUCGUCGUCUUCGCGGUAGUGGCGGUCUUUGCGGUCUCUCUUUACCAGACAUCUCAGGCUGUGGCAGACCUGCUUGGAGUCGAAGCGAGCAAAGGAGACGUUUUCGGAGCAUCGAUCGCAGAUUUCACGUACGUGAUCCCAGUGCCCCAGAGGAUAGUGCCUCCUACAUCAUCCCGCUGCAAUUCCUCACACGUCAUCUCAUCGUCCCAAGUCCUUUCGCAGGUGGCACUUCGACUAUACAUGAUCAGCAUGAGCGUCCGUGGUGUUGUGUCCCUUAAUAUCACAAUCGUUUUCGUCUCCGGACUGAGCGGGCUGGCGGGUAGACCACUCCACGACAUGAGGCAUCUCAUGCGUCUCAACACGGACUUUUGUCAGUCGGACGUACCAGAUGACCCGCCCAUGGUCAUUAGCCAGCAGACGUUGGAGGAGACGCUGUCGCGCCUCGGAAUCCCGCCCGCAAAGGUGCGAUCUGAAAGUCGGUCGAGAGGCAAGCUUGCGGCUCUCGUCGGCUGCGACGCCGCAGGGUCGGCCGUGGAAAACCCCCGUGAUGAUAACAACGUUUCCAAUCCGUUGUCCCGGAAGACCACGACAGCCGGACUGCAGCCUGUCAUCGAUCGCAUCAACUCGAGCAUCCAGAGACUCGAUCACCAGCUACGUGCUCUGAACGACGCACAAGAACGAUUGGGAAAGCUGGCAGCGUUGACAACAGAGGAGGUCGAUUGGGAUGAUCCCGUCACAAGAAUCCGGUCGGAGGAGGCGCUCUUCGACUGUGAAUCGGAUUGA